This is a messenger RNA of Peromyscus maniculatus bairdii (prairie deer mouse), 5298 nucleotides long. The record is from RefSeq and is a predicted model, not a curated record. NCBI's taxonomy places the organism in Eukaryota, Metazoa, Chordata, Mammalia, Rodentia, Cricetidae.
GAGCUCGUAAGUCAGGAGGCUGCGGAGUCGCUGCAGUCCUUGCCGCCGCCACAUUCAACAGGCAGCAGCGCUGCUGUCGCGCGGCCGCGGGGAGAGGAGAGAGGAGGGCGACAGCGGCCCGCGGCGUCCGCCCGUCGGCUCUGGGGUCCGCGGCCCUGUCAGCGGGAGCGUGGCGCCCCGGCUGCCGGGCCCCGCGGCCUGCUCCGUGCCCCGGUGCGAGCCGCAGAAGUCGGAGGCUCCUGGACGCCCGUGGUGACCCAGCCAAGUUGAAGUUCUGGGCGCGUCCGUCCGCCGCCGCCGCGCCGCGCCGCGCCUCGCCCCGGCGUGCGUCCGCUGACCGCGGGGGGCUCUCCCUCCCCAAUCUCGGAGCGACUCUUCCCUCCGGUCGCCCGCCCCGGGUGCCCGCGUCUCCCGGUACUCUCUGCUGCGCGUGGGGGAGGGGCGGGGGGUCACCAUGGCCGAAGCGCCCCAGGUGGUGGAGACCGACCCGGACUUCGAGCCGCUGCCUCGGCAGCGCUCCUGCACCUGGCCGCUGCCCAGGCCCGAGUUCCCCCAGUCCAACUCGACCACCCCCCCGCCCGUGCCCCCCGCCGCCGCCGCGGGGCCCCUGGCGGGACAGCCGCGCAAGAGCAGUUCGUCGCGCCGCAACGCGUGGGGCAACCUGUCGUACGCCGACCUCAUCACCAAGGCCAUCGAGAGCUCGGCCGAGAAGAGGCUCACCCUGUCGCAGAUCUACGAGUGGAUGGUGAAGAGCGUGCCCUACUUCAAGGAUAAGGGCGACAGCAACAGCUCGGCCGGCUGGAAGAAUUCAAUUCGCCAUAACCUGUCCCUUCACAGUAAGUUUAUUCGAGUACAGAAUGAAGGAACUGGAAAAAGUUCUUGGUGGAUGCUCAACCCAGAGGGAGGCAAAAGUGGAAAAUCCCCUCGGAGAAGAGCUGCAUCCAUGGACAACAACAGUAAAUUUGCUAAGAGCCGAGGACGAGCUGCCAAGAAGAAAGCAUCCCUCCAGUCUGGGCAGGAGGGUCCCGGGGACAGCCCUGGGUCUCAGUUUUCUAAAUGGCCUGCAAGUCCUGGGUCCCACAGCAACGACGACUUUGAUAACUGGAGUACAUUUCGUCCUCGAACCAGCUCAAAUGCUAGUACGAUCAGUGGGAGACUGUCUCCCAUCAUGACAGAACAGGACGACCUGGGAGAUGGGGAUGUGCAUUCUCUGGUAUAUCCGCCUUCUGCUGCAAAGAUGGCUUCCACUCUGCCCAGUCUGUCUGAAAUCAGCAAUCCUGAAAACAUGGAAAACCUUUUGGAUAAUCUCAAUCUUCUCUCAUCCCCAACAUCUUUAACUGUAUCAACCCAGUCUUCGCCUGGCAGCAUGAUGCAGCAGACACCUUGCUAUUCGUUUGCACCGCCAAACACCAGUCUGAAUUCACCCAGCCCAAACUACUCAAAGUACACAUAUGGCCAAUCCAGCAUGAGCCCCUUGCCCCAGAUGCCUAUGCAGACACUUCAGGACAGCAAAUCCAGUUAUGGAGGAUUGAACCAGUAUAACUGUGCCCCAGGACUCUUGAAAGAGUUGCUGACUUCUGACUCUCCUCCCCACAAUGACAUCAUGUCACCAGUUGAUCCUGGAGUGGCCCAACCCAGGAUCCUGGGCCAGAGUGUAAUGAUGGGCCCUAAUUCAGUCAUGCCAGCCUAUGGAAGCCAGGCAUCUCAUAACAAAAUGAUGAACCCCAGUUCCCACACCCACCCUGGACAUUCACAGCAAACGUCUUCAGUCAAUGGACGCACCCUGCCCCAUGGGGUGAACGCCAUGCCUCACACAUCUGCCAUGAACCGUAUGACCCCUGUGAAGACGUCUUUACAAGUGCCUCUGCCCCAUGCCAUGCAGAUGAGUGCCCUGGGCGGCUACUCGUCUGUGAACAGCUGCAAUGGCUAUGGGAGGGUGGGUGUCCUCCACCAGGAGAAGCUCCCAAGUGACUUGGAUGGAGUGCUUAUUGAGCACUUGGACUGUGACAUGGAAUCUAUCAUUCGGAAUGACCUCAUGGAUGGAGAUACCUUGGAUUUUAACUUUGAUAAUGUGUUACCCAACCAAAGCUUUUCACACAGUGUCAAGACUACAACACACAGCUGGGUGUCGGGCUAAGAGUUAGUGUGCAGGCUGCAUUUAAAGCACUGCAGAGUGUCUGACAGCAGGAGCUGAGAGAAGCAGUCCAAAGAUGCCCUUCACCCCUCCUUUCAGUUUUCUUGAUUUAAAAAACAAAAAAAAAAAAUCCUUUUUUCCUCCUUUCAUCAGACUUGGCAGCAGAAAGCCUUUCCUGUGCAGGAUGUUUGCCCAGCGUUUGCAGGUUAUGUGCUCCUGUAGAUAAGGACUGUGCCAUUGGGAAUCAUUACAAUGAAGUGCCAAACUCACUACACCGUGUAAUUGCAGAAAAGACUUUCAGAUCCUGGCGUGCUUUCAAGUUUGUAUAUAUGCAGUAGACACAGAAUUGUAUUUGUGUGUGUGUGUUUUUUAAUAUCUACUUGGUCCAAGGAAAGUUUAUACUCUUUUGUAAUACUGUGAUGGUCUCAUGUCUUGAUAAACUUUGCUUUGUACUACCUGUGUGUUCUGCUAAAGUGAUGAAUCACGAACUAAGAUCUCCAUUCUGCUCCUCUGCUGAAUGACAUUGAACGAUGUUAAACCUGUUCAUCUUGCCACAGGAUUCAUAGGAGAACCAAGUAGCCUGUGAUCAAUCUGCUGAAUAAAUGGACUUGUCAGACUUUGGGGCAGAAUAAGAUUAAGUGCCAGCUUUGUACAGGUCUUUUCUAUUAUUUUUGUUGUUGUUUAUUUUGUUAUUUGCAAAUUUGUACAAACACCUUAAAAUGGUUCUAAUUUCCAGAUAAAUGACUUUUGAUGUUACUGUUAGGACUUGAUCAUUUUGGAGUAGAUAUUGAACUGUAAUGUUUUCUUAAAACUAGAGUCUACUUUGUUACAUUGUCUGCUUGUAAAUUUGUGGAAUCAGAGGUAUUUGGGGGCAGCAUUCGUAAUUUUCAUUUUGUAUUUCUAACUGGAUUAGUACUAAUUUUAUACGUGCUUAACUGGUUUGUACACUUUGGGACGCUACCUGAUGAUGUUUCUGACUAAUCUUAAAUCAUUGUAAUUAAAUUAGUACUUGCAUACCCAACGUUUCUGGCCCCGUUUGGGCAGGAAAGUGAUGUAUAUUUACAGACACUUUGUGUUUUGUAUGUAGAAAAAUUCAAUAUGUUUUUAUGUGUGUAUUUUAAAGAAAUUUCACUUGCUUUUAUUACCCUGUGAAUUGUGUGCAGCAUAGCAUCAAGUCUUGAGAUGGAUGCUCUGUGUCAAUGUUCUUACAGCUCCUCUGGGAAGGCCCUUCCAAACAGAUGCCCUGUGUCACGUUGUCACAGUUCCUGAGUGGAGGCCACAACAGACUGAUGCCCUGUUCCUGCGGGGAGGCCUCCUGUCUGUAGAUCAGGAAAGGAGAACUUCAUCUAGAAUGAUGUUCUUUUUGUCGAACUGGGGUUUUCCUCAUACUCUGAGCUCUUCAUUUUUGUCCAGGUUGGAGGUGGUUUUAUGGCUGUGUCCUGAGGAACCAUGUGAUUUCUCAGUCUCCAUCCCUGUUCUCUUUGGCUCUAAACAGUGUACAUCUUAAGGAGGAAGUUUGAAAACAGGACUUCAGUGAUUCAUGGAGUGCUUUGCAUUCUUAACUACAGAUAGUGGCUACCACAUGGAAUAGAACUAGUUAACAAUUGAGACAAUAAACUUGAAAACCAACCAGCCAUAAGUGUACAUUUAUUUUGAAAUAUUUAGCUUAAGAAUUUGAGAGGUUUUUUGGCCUUGAGCAGCCUAACUUGUAUCUCAGACAUUCAAUUUUAAUACAUUCUAGUUACCUGUAACUGACAGACCAGGAUAAUUGGUUUUGCCUCCAUUCUAUCCAUCAACAUUUCCAAGUCCUGUUGAAUGCCCGAAGCUACCACAAUUUGAGGAAUAUGUGUACAGUAGCAUCCCUCUUUGCCUUCUUGAGAACACAGCCCAAAUCAGAUUUACUGUUGUUAGUAUGUUACUCAUCUCUCCUCUUGCUUAGUGCUUUCUUUGUGCACAUUAACAAGAUUUCACAGCUGACCAGCUUGUCAUAAGCUUCUUGCUGUGACUUUGGUUUUGGUUUUGGUUUUGCUACUGCUCUCUGAUCAUCCUCUUUGAGCACUCCAAAACAGGGCUCAUUUUAGAAACCUGAGUUCCUCCAAGCAGAGCCUUACUGGUGUCAAAGAACUCGGGUCUCACUUUGCUGUUUCAUGAACCAUUUCCUCACCGUUAAAGAAAGAAAGAGCCUCUGCAUUUAAUCAUUCAGCACGGAGGCAGCUACAGCCGUAAUCAGUGGUAGACUUGCAGGAUGGCGCUGAGUGACUUGGAGGUGUUUCUUCCUCCUGAAGCUGUAUAAAUCUCAAACCCCAGUUUCCUUAGUGUUAAGAUCAUAACAUGAAUCAUGGGUAGUUGUCAGGGGUACAGUGAAGUCCAGGAAAGGCUUCUUGUCUCUUAAAAAUAAAUAUCAUGUGGCCUCUGGGAGUCCUUUUCUGUAAGAAUGUUCACUUCCUAGAGUACCUGGUAUAUUAUUGUACAUGAUUGCUUUGUGAAAUGAUUUCACCUAUGCAGCCUUGGUUGAUUUAUUUCCUUCGGUUUGUACUGUUAUUCAAAGCAUAUUGUAUUAUAGAGCUAUUUGGAUAUUUUAAAUAUAAAGAUGUAUUGUUUCCAUAAUGUAGAUGUAUGGAAUAUAUUUAGGUGAUAGAUGUAUGACAUGGAAAGUUCUGUUUCAACAAACUGACUGAGUCUAAGUUAAUUAGCAAAUAUUAUCCCAUUGACCAGUAAAACCUGGAAUAUAAAAAUAAGGGAUAAAGACACUUAAAGACGAAAUAGUUCCCCAAAAAUGUACAAUUUGAACUUGUUCAGCUGCUGAAUAUAUAGCUCCUUUCCCCCUAAAAACCUUGAAGUUCUUGGUUACAGCUCUUAAAAGUUAACUAAUUUUAAGUGAAAAUUGUCUCUGUGGUUUCAGCUGGGGAGUGAUCAUUCAGUGUAGUGUGCAUUGUGGUUUAUGCAAACAACACAGCCUGGCACUGUGGCCAGUGAUAGCCUUGUAAGUCCCAUCAGGAUAGAGUCACACCCUCCCACACACUUUACCACCUAGUUGAGUAACAGUGCAGAUUCCAUGUUCCUGUUCCGAUACUAUCUGAGAAGUGCCUGAUGAUGAUGAUGUACUUACAGAUACAAGAACAAUCUUACUAUAACUGUAUAAAGCCAUAAAUGUACAUAAAUUA